CCAAGCGACUCAAACCAAUUUCAGUUUACUCAUUUCAUAAUACAAAUUUCUCUCUCUAACUCUGAAAUCUCCACCAGCCUCUCCGGCGCCGCCGCCACCUCUGUCCUUCUCUCUAUUUUUUGCCUCAAAAAUCAGUGAACAAUCAAUAAGUGGUGGAGAGUGAUAUUUGGUCAGCUUGCUGAUUUGGUGUACAUUUUGACAAAUUGGUGGUGCCUAUCACGUUGUAAAUGAGUGAAGAAUCUAAUUCUUAUGGAAAGGCUACAGAUCUCUUGCGUCAGCUGGAGGAUAUCCUUGAAUCUGAUUCUCUAAUUGAUGAGCUGGGGUUUAUUCAUCCAUCCCAGUUUUCCUUGUUAAAUGAAGAAUCUGGCAUUUCAGCUAAUUUAUCUGAUGAAGCCAUUCAUCAAUCGGCAGACAAGAUAGCAAGCUCUGACGAACAUUCCAAACGAGAGAACGUAUACUUCUGGAACAGAGAUCAUAAAUUGGGAAUUUCAACUAAUGUUCUUCUACCGUUAUGUAGAGCUGCUAAACAGGCAUUUAUGACGACCUUUAAACAAUACAAGAUGUGUGGCAAUCAGUCUGACAAAGUUGAGCUUUGUUUACCUGCUUCAGCAUCAUAUGACCAUCUUCAAAGGCUACUUUUGAGACACAGCAGGUCUCUUCUGCUGCUAAGCUGUGAUUUUAUGACUGCAUGGAAUUGCAGAAAGUUAUUAGUGUCCAAGAAGAAGCAGGUCUCAAUGUUUGUAGAUGAACUUCUACUGUCAGCACUUGUACUCUCAUGUUCACCCAAAAGCGAACAAGCUUGGAGUCAUAGGCGAUGGGUGAUCAAGUCAAUCUCUGCAAACUGUUCAAAUUUCAAAGAGAUUUUGGGAAAAGAAUCUGAGUUGGUGGAAAAAAUAGCUGAGAGAUCAAAGAUGAAUUAUCGUGCAUGGAAUCACCGUUGCUGGUUAAUCUCAUACAUGACUAAAGAACAGGUGCUAUCCGAGUUGAAGAAGUCCAGAAGUUGGGCUGCACUGCAUGUUGCUGAUAAUUGCUGUUUUCAUUAUCGCAGACGGCUACUGCAGAAGAUUUUGGAGGACCAAAGUUACGCAAAAGAAACUGCAUCAUAUGGUCAUAACGCUGAUAUUGUCCAAGCCUUGAAGGAUGAACUCGAUUGGAAUGAAACAUUGAUAAAGCGUUAUGUUGGAAGAGAGGCUCUAUGGCUUCAUCGUCGCUUUCUUUCCAUGUGCUGGAUAAAUAGUUUUCUAACUGAUUCUAGUGAUGGAUCCUACCAUUCCAAGGAGGCAACUAGCAUGUAUCAUGACUUUGGCACCUUUCUGCAGAAUGAAUUAUGUCUCCUUCACACGUCAACUUUUGUUGAUGAUGAUUAUGGGGAUUUCCAAGCACAAGCCGCAUAUGCUGCUAGUUACAUACUGUGGUUGAAAGUGCAAGUGCCUAAGCCUCUUGAAAAUGAGCUCCUUGAGAAGAUAAGAGAUGUAGAUUUGAAGACCUUACUGGAUAAGUCAUGCCCAGAGAGAUCCUCUUUAUUCAAUUACUUUAUGAACUAGAGUUAUGUGAGAGAGUAGUUCUCAUAUAUCUAAAGUGAAGAAGCUCUAAUAGAAGAAAAGCGGCACCUAUGUAGUGUUUAUUAUUUUGAUUUUGAUGUCUUGUAUAGAAUUUUUUUCCUUACAUGUUUUCUGGUAAUACACAGAAUGAAUAAGUUUACAAAUAAAGGUUUAAGCUUUCUGAAGA
Molecule: messenger RNA, 1728 nt
Organism: Cicer arietinum (chickpea)
Lineage: Eukaryota; Viridiplantae; Streptophyta; Magnoliopsida; Fabales; Fabaceae
Biological process (GO): protein geranylgeranylation; protein farnesylation
Cellular component (GO): CAAX-protein geranylgeranyltransferase complex; protein farnesyltransferase complex; cytoplasm
Molecular function (GO): CAAX-protein geranylgeranyltransferase activity; protein farnesyltransferase activity
Source: RefSeq, a predicted model, not a curated record